Fragaria vesca subsp. vesca is the source of this 670-nucleotide messenger RNA. Its product is annotated as 60S ribosomal protein L28-1-like. The coding region runs from base 64 to 513 and encodes 149 amino acids. Lineage: Eukaryota; Viridiplantae; Streptophyta; Magnoliopsida; Rosales; Rosaceae. The record is from RefSeq and is a predicted model, not a curated record. Gene Ontology annotation, biological process: translation. Gene Ontology annotation, cellular component: cytosolic large ribosomal subunit; ribosome. The transcript has 4 exons. Gene Ontology annotation, molecular function: structural constituent of ribosome.
UCUUCACCAAAACCCUAAAUCUCAAGCUGAGCGGCCGGAGCAUCCUAUCAGGGUAAGAUAGCAAUGGCGACGGUUCCAGGGCAACUGAUAUGGGAGAUAGUGAAGAAGAACAACUCUUUUCUGGUGAAGGAGUUCGGCCGAAGCCACGCCGGCGUUAGGUUCAGCAAGGAGCCCAACAACCUCUUGAACCUCCACUCCUACAAGCAAUCUGGGUUGGCGAACAAGAAGACCGUGACAAUUCAGCCCGGGAAGGACCAGUCUGUGCUGCUGGCGACGACUAAGACCAGGAAGCAGAACAAGCCUGCUGCUCUGCUCCACAAGUCUGUGUUGAAGAAGGAUUUCCGCCGCAUGGCCAAUGCCGUCAACAACCAGGUGGUAAAGAACUUCUACCGUGCAGAUCUGAAGCAUGCUGCCCUUGCAAGGUUGAGUGUUGUUCACAGGAGCCUCAAGGUUGCCAAGUCUGGUGCUAAGAAGAGAAACAGGCAGGCUGUCAGAAUCUAUGGCAGGAAAUGAGUUGGAAGGGGCUGACACACUAUCAUGAUCUCUUGAUUUCUUUUUUCGGAUUUUGGACAUCUUUGAAACUUGAGUACUGUGGAUUUUGUUUAGUUUGAUUUGCCUAAUAUUAUUGGAUAAUGAAGUUAUGAUAUGCUGGUGGUACUUUGGUUGAAUG